Messenger RNA from Vitis riparia (riverbank grape), 2094 nucleotides. Its product is annotated as pentatricopeptide repeat-containing protein At4g17616. The record is from RefSeq and is a predicted model, not a curated record. Lineage: Eukaryota; Viridiplantae; Streptophyta; Magnoliopsida; Vitales; Vitaceae. Gene Ontology annotation, molecular function: protein binding.
AAAGGGUUAUAGGAUCAGAUGUUUGCCAUGAAAUGUGUCAGAACAUCUCCCUCCAGCAUUUCUCUAUUAGUAGUCAACCAGAGUUGAUAUGUUGGGAAGGUUCCUGUCAUGCAGUUUUAUUGAGAAAGCUUGAAAGCUUGAAGGAUCAUCAAGGAGAUGAAGCGUAAACCUUUAAGGAUAUUAAAAGGUUGUAUGGAUUUCCUAGCCACUCUCUGGUGAGUAGGUUAAUCACUGAAUUGUCUUACUCUUCCAAUCCACACUGGCUUCAAAAAGCAUGCGAUUUAGUUUAUUCAAUUCUGAAAGAGAAAUCAGAUUUACUUCAUUCUGAUUCUCUGACUAAGCUCUCCCUGUCCUUAUCAAGAGCUCAAAUGCCUAUCCCUGCCUCUAUGAUCCUUAGAUUGAUGCUCUAGAAAGGGAAUGUGCCCCAAAAGAAUGUGCUAUGGUUGAUCAUUCUGCAUAUGGUAAGGACAGAGAUAGGGACAUAUCUUGCAUCCAAUUACUUGGUUCAGAUUUGUGGCCAUUUCCUGCUUUUGAGUGCAAGCAAUUCCAAUCAUGCAAAGCUUAUAAAGCCUGACACGAUGAUUUUUAACAUUGUUCUUGAUGGUUGUGUGAGAUGUGGAUCAUCCUUCAAAGGCCAGCGGAUCAUAGAGUUGAUGCCACAAGUGGGGUGUGCCGAUGCACACUCUAUCAUUAUUAUUGCCCAGAUCCAUGAGAUCAAUGGUCAGAGGGAUGACUUGAAGAAAUUUAAAUGCCAUAUUGAUCAAGUUUCAAUUCAGUUGGUUCGUCAUUACCGGCAAUUCUAUGAUAGCUUGCUGAGCUUGCAUUUCAUGUUUAACGAUAUCGAUGGUGCUGCUGGGCUUGUGUUAGAUAUGUGUAGAUGUCGGGAUUCUCUUUCUAUUCAGAAAGAUAGGAAUGAAUCUCAUAAGACUUGCCUUGGUCCAAUUGGAUCUUACCAUCUCAGGGAAGGCUUGAAAAUACAGAUUGUGCCUGAGCUGCUUCAGAAGGAUUCUGUCUUCAAAAUGGAUAGUAAACAGGAAUUUGUAUUGUUUAGUAAUGGGAAAUAUGUUCUUAGUAAUAAGGCCCUCGUCAAGCUUGUCAUUGCAUACAAGGGAGAUGGUAGGAUUGGUGAGCUUUCAAGGGUUAUGCUUAGCCUUCAAAAAGAGUUGGGUACCUUGGAAGGAGGAGGAUUGAUUUCUGAUGUGAUUGAUGCUUGUAUUCAGUUGGUGCUGGAGACUGCUCAUGACAUCUUGGAUGACAUGGAAUUGGCUGGGCUCCCCUUGGCUCGUACAUACAUGUCACUCUUGACAGCUUAUUACAAGGGAAAGAUGGCUAGGGAAGCAAAGGCACUGCUUAAACAAAUGAGAAAGGCUGGUUUCGUUGUGGAUUUGUCUGAUGAAAUGGUCAUGACUACCUGCUUAUUAGGAGUUGUGGAUAAAAAUAGAAUGCAUACUAGAACAUCAACUUCAAUUGGGAACUCAGGUUUGGCUGAGUCUUUGGUCCGAGAAAUGAAAAAGCAGGAGAAAGCAAUUCUUCCUGUGGUUUAUGAGUUCAAUUCUUCUAUUUUCUUCUGCAAGGCAAAAAUGAUUGAUGAUGCAUUGAAGAUAUAUAGAAGAAUGCAGGAGACGGAAAUUGAACCCACCGUGCAAACUUCUAUUAACCUGGUAUAUGGGUAUUCUUGCUUGAAUAUGUAUAGGGAAGUCACAAUCUUGUGGGGGAACAUUAAGAGGAGUAGGGAGAGUGGAAGUUUAGUGGUAUGCAGGGAUUUGUAUGAGUUCUUGGUACUGAAUUUUCUUCGAGGUGGUUACUUUGAGAGAGUGAUGGAGGUGAUUGGUCAUAUGAAAGCAGACAUAUACCUUGAUAAGUGGAUGCAUAAAAGUGAGUUCCUAAAGUUUCACAAGAACCUCUACAGGAACUUGAAAGCAUCAAAUACUAGAACUGAGGCUCAAAGCAAGAGGCUUGAGUAUGUUGAGGCAUUUAGGAAAUGGGCUGGAAUCGAUUGAAUUUCAAGCAUGGGGUGCUUGAAAACAGUUUCGGUGCCUUCUUAGUCUUUCUAAUGUCCAUCCUUAACUUGAAUGACAAAGAGUUGAAGUUGAA